AUGGCUUCCACUACGUCGUCAGAUAUAAAUGCCUUUCAAAAUGCUCUCAAGUCGGCUAAACACAUAGUUGCGCUUGCUGGAGCUGGUUUAAGCGCUGGUACGCAUGAUCUGCUGGUUAACUUGGUAUCGAUACUUUGCCAACAUGCCCAGCAAGCUCUUCCUGACUCGACUCAAUUUUAUCCCCUUCCCCCUUUUAUAUAUAUAUAUCUUACAUUCUUUGCUAUGGCCCAUCUCUCUAAUGCGUCUUUCGUAUACAAAAAACUUUACGUAUCAUCAUACUAUUCGCGUAGAGUCGGGGGUGCCGGUGAUGGCGGACUUUGGCGUAAAUACGAUGCCAUGAGUUUGGCCACGCCCAGGGCAUUUAGGGCUAAUCCGAGUCGCGUCUGGCAGUUUUAUCACUACCGCCGCGAGUUGGUCUUGACAAAAGAACCGAAUCGUGCGCAUAAAGCACUCGUGGCAUUCGAACAGAAAAUUCUCUCACAAGCCAGUUCGCAGUCUUCCGAUACUCCCACCUUUGCCCUGAUUACCCAAAACAUUGACGGCCUUUCCGCUGGCAUUCAAAACCUCAUUGAAAUGCACGGUAUGCUGUUCAAAAAUCGAUGCACGGGCUGCGGUGAUGUUCGCGAAAAUCGCAACUCUCCCAUCGUGCCUGCGUUGGAAGGUACAGAGAAUGAAGAGUUUGAGAGGGAGAUCGCGUUAAAAGACCUGCCCAAAUGUGAAAAGUGUAAUGGAUUGCUUAGACCGCAUGUCGUUUGGUUUGAAGAAAGUUUGGAAGCGAGUGUGUUGGCUGAAAUCCAAAAGGAAUUGUUCAGGUGUGAUCUGGUUUUGAUUAUUGGAACGUCAGGGCUCGUGUACCCAGCAGCGGGAUUUCGCCAUGCUGUGAAAAUACAAAAUCCUCAAGCUAUAAUCGCCAACUUCAAUGUCGAGCCGAUGGAGAGGCUCGAAACGUUGGAGACUGGAAUAGACUUUGAAUUUAUAGGCCCGUGUGGACAAACCCUACCCGAAGUCCUCGGUGUCAAAGCAGAAGUCGACAGAAUGUAG
Messenger RNA from Paraglomus brasilianum, 1041 nucleotides. The record is from the annotation of a GenBank genome assembly. Lineage: Eukaryota; Fungi; Glomeromycota; Glomeromycetes; Paraglomerales; Paraglomeraceae.